AUAAACAUAAUCACGUUCAUACUCCUCCUAUCCCUUGCCCUAAGCACUAUCUUAACUACAUUAAACUUUUGACUUGCCCAAAUCACUCCAGACUCAGAAAAACUAUCCCCCUACGAAUGUGGAUUCGACCCACUAGGCUCCGCUCGCCUUCCAUUCUCAAUCCGAUUCUUCCUAGUAGCCAUCCUAUUCCUGCUAUUCGCCCUAGAAAUCGCACUCCUACUCCCACUUCCCUGAGCCACACAACUUCAAUCUCCUACAUCCACCUUAACUUGAGCCUCUAUCAUUAUCCUCUUACUCACACUAGGACUUGUCUACGAAUGAUCUCAAGGAGGCCUAGAAUGAGCAGAAUAA
This is a messenger RNA of Apus apus (common swift), 351 nucleotides long. The record is from the annotation of a RefSeq genome assembly. Lineage: Eukaryota; Metazoa; Chordata; Aves; Apodiformes; Apodidae.